Molecule: messenger RNA, 3982 nt
Organism: Myotis lucifugus (little brown bat)
Lineage: Eukaryota; Metazoa; Chordata; Mammalia; Chiroptera; Vespertilionidae
Gene: EFCAB8
Product: EF-hand calcium binding domain 8
Exons: 26
Coding region: 1-3645 (1214 amino acids)
Molecular function (GO): protein binding; calcium ion binding
Source: RefSeq, a predicted model, not a curated record
AUGAUUCCCAAUUCUAGGUUAACAUCAGAAUCUUUCGAGAACUUAGAGAGUCUUCAACCUGAAGAGUCAUCCACCCUAGGUAGAUUCCCAUCGUCAUCCGUCACCUUUAGCCAGACGUCCACCAUACAAGACGAGUCUCAGCCGUUUACAGAGCUACACCUGGGCAAGAUUGAGAAAAUAUUUGAGGACAACAUAAACUCGACUGGAGCCCUGGACAAGAUGGCUUUCAUUAAAGCCAUGAGGAACAAUCUGAGCAAUGUGUCAGAUGAUAUGCUAGAGGCGCUGUUUUUGAAGAUGGACACAGACGGCACUGGCUUAAUCACCUGGUCGAACUGUGUGGAUUAUAUGAUGCACGAGUUCCAGGGAAAGGAGUUGAUGAGGAAGAGCCAGUACCACCUGCACUUCCACCUGCCCAUGAAGAUCAUCCCCAUGAAUCACGGGUGUGAGGUUGUGAAAGUGGAGUUUUUAAUGCAGCGGUUCAAGAAGAUUGGGCAUUUUCUGACUGUCACUAAGGACGGGAACCUGCAGUUCUGGUCAGAGUCCUUCUCUCUGAUCAGCUCCUUUAAGCUUAACCAGAUACAGCCGCUCUACAACCAGCAGAUGUGGGUCAUCGACAUGGUAUGUCUCCACAACAUGAACCUAGUUGCGAUUGCGUCCACUGACCAGAAGAUAGAGUUCUUUGAUGUUAGUAAUCGUAACUGUACCCGGGCCUUCACCUUCAUCGAUCUGGACAGCUGCCCUCUGGUUAUGGACUACUGGUCUGACUAUCACAGAGGCGUGUUCUGCUUCGGAGACACCAAAGGCAACGUCAUCGUCUUCACCUCCGACAAUGUGGCCAAUGGGCUGUUCAACCCCCGAAUCCUCCCCAGGACCUCCAAGUGGGAUCACUGGACCAAUAUUUCCACACAGAAGCUCUUAAACGAGAAGUCCCCUUUGUAUAAAAGUUACCGACUGAAGGCUCUCCAUCGCAACUGGUGUCAGCAGGUCAGGUUCAUCCCCGAGAUGAACCUGGUGGCCUCCUGUUCAGCCAUCAGUAAGUCCUCUUUGGUGCUGACAGUAUUGCCAUCCAAAGCCUCCGAGACCACCAGGUCUUCGGUGCUGAAUGUAAGAAAAGGAAUUCUUUGCUUUGAUUACUGCGCAGAGAAGAACUUCCUGGUGACUGGUGGCUAUAACCCCCAUAUCCACCUGUGGAGCCCUCACUACUCGAAAAAGCCUGUGUGGCUGUUGAAGGGGCAUCAGACCUCGGUGACGCACGUCCUGGUGAACACCAAGAACAACAACAUCCUCAUCAGCAUCUCCAAGGACAAGAAUAUCCGCGUGUGGGACCUGCAGGAAUAUGUAUGCCUCCAGUCCUUAUGUGGGAGGCUUUUUGCCCUGGGAAACUGUCCCAUCACCAGCAUCUACCUCCGGGAGAAUGACAACACCCUCAUCUGCAGCACCUAUUCAGUGAGUGCCGUGCAGGGGGGAGGCGGCAUCGUGGCUGCACAUAGAGGGACCACGACUUACAGCGCGCCCCUGUGUGCUGUCCUCUACAGCAAGGUUUUUAAGCAGGUGGUGAGUGGCUGUGUGACCGGCGUGGUGAGUGUGUGGGAGAUCGUCACAGGCAAGAGGAUGAUGGAGUUCUCUGUGAGUCGUGACCAGCAAAUGGAGCUGACUGCCAUGUCCCUGGAUGAGCCCGAGCGGUGCCUGCUCACGGGUUCACGUGACGGCACCGUAAAGAUGUGGAACUACAGCACGGGGGAGUCCCUGCUCACCUUCCCCAACCCCGACCAGCUGGAGAUUAGUGGGAUUAUCCAUAUGAAUAACGUGUUCUACGUGACCGGGUGGAAUAAGAGAAUCACCUGUUACAAGUUCCACAAGACCAAGUCGGUGCUCUUGUGCAACCACUGGCAGACCUUCCACACCGAGGACAUCCUGAGUGUGUCCAAGUACCAGAACCAGUUCCUCGGGACCUCCUCCUACAACGGGGACAUCCUCUUCUGGAACGUCAAUAUGCUCAAGCCCAUCCUCAAAUUCAACGCCUCUCAGAGCCCCUCACCCUUGCUGCCUAAGAGGGUGCAAAGAGACCGCGAGAGCUUAAUCGAGGGCCAAAGGACCAGCAAUCCCUGUGUGGAGCCAAAGAAGUGGGCACGCAGAUCCUCCGUGUAUCCUCUGGACCACAGCACCAAGCCUGGGUCCAACACCAAACUGAGGCAGAGCCUGGUGUCAGCCCCCCCUGUGAUGAGACACCCCAGCACCAAGGAGUCAGAGGAGCCUGAGAUCCUGAAGAAACACUACAGUGUUGGCAGCAUCAAGCUCUUAAAAAUGUACUAUGAGAGGCAGUCCCUCCUCCAAGAGACUGAAAGGACAAAAGGGGAAUUGCAGAAGAGGGAGUUCCAGCAGUCCAAUGCAUCGGUGGAGAAGAUAAUCUUCCUGCAAAGCAGGCCUCGCCUGCCACAGACGGCUGCCCUGCUGAGCAGCUGCAUUGACGGCUACAUCUACGCCUGGUCCAUCUAUGGGUACGGAGGCCUGCUGGGGAAGUUCCGCGUGGACUCUGGAGGCCUUGGAGACGUGGUCGUGGGUGCCAUGGCCACUGACGAAAAUGACUGCAUUCUUGUCACGGGGGAUAGUAAAGGGUUCAUCAAGAUCUGGGACAUCGAUAAUUACUGCACAGUCACUGAUGGGCACUCAUCUCAACUCAGUGGAACAAACAAGUUCCAGUUCUUAAUUCCCAAACUGGUCCAGCCCAACCUCGAAUACAACAUCCCCUCGGACAAGAAGGAGGUCGUGGAUGGCCAGACCAUUUCCCUGGCUCCCCCCAUGCUUCUGGCGACCUGGAAGGGCCAUUUGGAUAGUGUGGCAGACAUCCUGUAUGUGGACAGCUAUGAGUUGGUGAUUAGUGCUGGCCACGACCGGGACAUCAAGGCUUGGAGACUCUCCGGCGAUGCCGUUGGGACAUUUGGCCUGAAAGUUUGGAGCCGGCUGAAGGAUGUCCAGAAUCUUGAUGACAAUGAACUACGUAAAAACUUAAAGAAAAAGAGUGAAUCCAUAUAUGCCUCCAAGAAGACCUAUUCAGGGCUGCCGGAGGAGCAGGAUUUUGCUGAGGCCCUGGUGUACCAGCGGCGGGAGGAGGUGGCACUCCUGGCUCUCCUGAAUGGAAAGGCAGACACGGAGGCAGAAGCUUGGGCCAAGCUGCAGAAGAUAACCCUGACGUCCCCAUGGGCUGGAGAGCGCUCCCUGAAGGAUAUUGAGAACACCUGGCACAAGUGGGAGUCCAAGGACAAGCAGGUGAGCAAAAUUCUGGGAGCGGCGUACAAGCCCAAGGAGCGGUUGCGGAGUCCUGGGCUCCUGUCCACCAAUGUGCAGUAUGGCCUGAUGAAGCACCAGAUCUCACCUCAGAUCUACCAAAACCUGUACUUCAAUGAACUGGCACCCACCCACCAGCCUGACUUCAUGAUACCUAAGGUCAUAGACCAGCAAGGCCGGCUGAUCCGCACGGUGACCCACAAUGUCUCGAGGGACCUGCAUCCCAGCAAGGAGACGGCCAGCAUGCACACUAACAUCUCCCUCUCUUCCUUGUUCUCAUCAGUCUCAGGCUCUGGGUUCCUGACCAGCAGGUUCACCCCCCCAGGACUCCAGUCCUCCUCUGCCUCGCAGCGGCCCUAGUCAGCCUCCAUGGCCCAGUCGGCCCACUCAGUCCUGUCCCAGGCAUCCAGGCACACCCUGCAGAGAUUGGCAAUGCCCACGCUGGUCGCCUCCUCCCUGAAGCAGGUCUCCCAGCCUCUGAAGGACGCCCUCUGUGCUCUGUGAAGAAGGGCUUUCACGUCAGGUGCUGAGGCAGCUCAGCCUUCUCUGCUGUCCUCUGGCAGGACGACCGGGUCCUGUCUGUCCCCUGCCAGGCCCAGAGGAUAAGCACUUCCCCUGGCUGUCCGCGCUCUGCCUGUGUGGUGACGUUGACCUUCUUCACCAGAGGCCUAGAAAAGAAAAUAAAUGUUCACAGAUG